GCGAGCUUCACACUGAGGGUGGAUCCCUUUCUCUCUCCAAUGCCAGAGUACGGCAAGAUGAUGGUCGGGACAAGACGUAUCGGCAGAGCACACACUAUGCUCGAUUCAUCAAUUGGUUAAGCCAUCUUCACUCUUGAUAAGCCUUUGCAAAGAACGGUUCGGGCUGAGUCACGGCAUUUUCGGACUGAAAAGUCUUCCCGAUGUUCUUCAAGGUUGUCUAUGUCUCCCCCUCGGGGCUGGGAAGUCCCUUCAAAGGCGCGAGGAAUUGCCUCAAGCUGAUUGAUCGCAGCAACAAACAGCUUUCUAACGUCUUUGAUCAACGUGUAGUCCAGCUCAUCUUCGCCUUCGCUGUUUUGGACAAGGAGGGACCUUCCAACUUUGACACUGCCAUCUUCCAACCUUUUAACCAGCGUGUCGAAGUCACCAACAACCUGUACUCCAUCGCUAGACGGGCCUUCGAAGACGAUGGCAUUGUCUAUGACCAAAAGGCGAUACACCUUCGAACCAUGACCUGCGUAACCGUAGCUGGUUCCACAGAUAUCAUGGUAGCCACCAGCAUAGCAUGA
This is a messenger RNA of Cryptococcus amylolentus CBS 6039, 566 nucleotides long. RefSeq lists its product as hypothetical. NCBI's taxonomy places the organism in Eukaryota, Fungi, Basidiomycota, Tremellomycetes, Tremellales, Cryptococcaceae. The record is from RefSeq and is a predicted model, not a curated record. The transcript has a single exon. Bases 201 to 566 code for a protein of 121 amino acids.